ACCUCUAUAUAUAUACACACACACUCGAUUCCAAUGUUCAAUUCAUAACCACAUUCCAUUCAAUCAAGAAACCCAAAAUCAGUUUUUCUCCUUCCCUCAAUCAAUCAUAAAAACCUCAAAAGAAAUCGAUUGUCAUCGUCGUCGUUGUUGUCAUCGUCGAUUUCGAGUCCAUGGAUCAUCAAUCGAUGAGCAAGAUGAAGAAGAGAAAGGUGUUCGAUGAAUUACCAACUGAGUUACUUGUGAAAAUAUUUUCAAGACUCAGUGUAACAAGUUUACUACAACUAAGGCGUGUUUGCAAAGAAUGGAACACCAUUAUCACCAAUCAAGAUUUCGUGUCACUUCAUCUCCAACAUCAACAACAACAGCUUACACUUCCCGGUUGUCGAAACGAGUACUACUUGUGCCGUCAAGAGGAGCGCGGAGAUAUGGUUUUAUGUCGAACCGAUACGUUUGCUCAAGUAGCUCGACUCAAUACACCAAGAAUGUUCCACCGUUCAAGUGUCAACCGUGUUGUCAAUUAUGUUGAUGGGGUGUUACUAAUGCAUCUCAAUGGAAACGACCCGAAAAUCGUACUUUGGAAUCCAAUCAUUCGAAAGGUCUUGGAAAUCCCAUGUUUUCUACCUAAAGGGUGGUACAAGAACAUGAAGUUUGGGUUCGGGUUUGAUUCCAUGAGUAAGACUUACAAGGUAAUUGCCUUUCAUUUGGCGAAAUACUUGACCGCUACAAAGGUUUAUAAUCUUCGAAAUUAUUCGUGGUUAAACCCAAAACAGAGGGAAAUUCCAAUUACUACAAUUUAUUUUACACAAUUUGUAACGCCUGUAAAUCUUGACAACGAGAUUUAUUGGCUAGGAAGUGUCGAUAAGAAGAAGACAUCAAAUUUGACGCAUUUUCUCUGUUUCGAUUUUUCGAGCGAGGCUUUUACUUGCAUCAAAUUGCCUGACAUGAAGGAGGGUAGCGCGGAAGCAGAACACAAGAGAUGCUCAGCAGUUUUGGACAACAGUUUGGCAGUUUUAGACUAUUAUUAUGGUCGUAGAAGAAUACAUGCUAGUGUAUGGAAGCGCGAAAAAUCCGAUUCGGGUUAUGAUUGGAAUAAACAAUACAAUGUAGACAUCAAGCUUGAAGGUCAUAUGUAUUCGAGUAACAAGAUUGAGCUGUGGUUUCGUAACUUACCUAAGGGAUCGAGUUCGUACAACCUUGAAUUUCAUCAAGAAUCGAAGACACUCUCUAACACAAAUUGGCUACCCAUAAAAUUUCUUCAAAGGUAUAUAGAAAGCUUAGUCUUGCUUGGAGAACAGAAUAUUGUGUGA
Messenger RNA from Chenopodium quinoa (quinoa), 1307 nucleotides. Its product is annotated as putative F-box protein At3g49980. The record is from RefSeq and is a predicted model, not a curated record. Lineage: Eukaryota; Viridiplantae; Streptophyta; Magnoliopsida; Caryophyllales; Amaranthaceae. The transcript has a single exon. Bases 171 to 1307 code for a protein of 378 amino acids. Gene Ontology annotation, molecular function: protein binding.